GAAGAAAAUUGUGGUUUACAUCGUAUGUAUAGACAUGGGCGGCUCGGCGGGCGAUGCCAAGGUGAGCUUGAGGUUGCUGGCAAGGACCCGGAGGUGCUCGGUGGUAGUAAUAGGCAGGCGGGCCUCGAGAUCGCUGCGCCGUCCGAACACUUCAUCGUCGAGGAGAGUACACGGCCGGGCGACACUCAGAAGAACCGGUACGACAACUUGACUGCAUGACCCGAUAUGCGCGUGGCUUUUGUCUGAUGUUCAACUAAUGUAAC
Messenger RNA from Phanerochaete carnosa HHB-10118-sp, 263 nucleotides. RefSeq lists its product as uncharacterized. Bases 25 to 219 code for a protein of 64 amino acids. The record is from RefSeq and is a predicted model, not a curated record. NCBI's taxonomy places the organism in Eukaryota, Fungi, Basidiomycota, Agaricomycetes, Polyporales, Phanerochaetaceae. The transcript has a single exon.